AAUACAAUCAAAUAUUAAAUCUCACGAAUUAGCUAAUAUGAUUGUAUGACUCAUUUUAGUCCCAACUUUGGGGUACAUAUAACAAUUAUUUAAUAAUUGAAUGAAACGGACAGGGACUUAUAAACAAUUACCCGCAAGAACAAGGACCUAUAGGCAUAAAUAUCUUAAUAUAAUCCAGAUUAUUUAAUAUUCUAAUUAAUGUCUCCGUUUAUAUAUAAGAUACUAUAUAUAUUUGCACCUGAUACCAUUACGUAACUGAAAGUGAUAAUUAAAUCAGAAUAAACAAAAGCGAGUCGAGUCCGACACACAGUCGGUGGAUGAGAAAAAAAAACGAAAGCUCACUUCGAGCCAAAAAAAAAAAAAAAUCAUGGAUAUCAGCUGCCUGAAAUUCCGGCGAAUCUCCGGCCACAUUCUCACCGGAAUAUCCGAAUAUUGUAAUUAAAUGCUACGCUUUUUAGUAUCUGCAGUUUUUUUUUACCUGAGCGCGCUAUUCGUCACUGUUUCUGUAUAAUAAAACAUCGUGUGGAUAAAUUAGUAGUUGUGGAUUGUUUAGCUGCUGACAUUGUUGACGGUUGCCGGUGAAAUCGUAUUUCUUCUGCGCACUCUCUUUUUCGCGGAGCCUCUGCGGUUUCGUCGGGUUCCCCCUUUUGUACAGUCUCUCAAUCUCGUUUUUCAAAGGGUUGCCAUCUUCCAUUAUCCUAUCCUUCUCCAUUAUCUGUAUUAUAUCUCCGGAGCAUCAAGUUCUUUUGGUAUUAUCAUGAACGGUAUUCAUCACAACGGCAAAAACAGCAAUUUAGAGAAAAAAUACGCAGGAUGCUUGGGGAGAAUGGUGAACCUCUUCGAGUUGAAUACAGAGAUGCCUGCAAACAGGCUGCUCCAAGAUAAACCGCAUGCAGAUGGUUCCUCACUCUCAAGGAGCAGAUCAGAUGUAUCAAGGAUGAGUCUAUCUGGUGAUUCGGCAGAAGAAAAAGUGACUGUAUCGGAGUUCAAGAGCAGUUCCUCAAACAGAAAAUCAAAUGGAACACCGAUGAAAAUGCUCAUAGCCCAAGAGAUGUCCAAAGAAAUCGAAUCCAGACGGGACCCACCUAAUUUAGUUGCCAAACUAAUGGGACUUGAUGCCCUUCCUCGACAGGAACCUGACUCCGCAAUACAAAGAAGGCAUUCUAGAGGUCAUCCUCGAAGCCAUUCAGAGAUUCCUUUGAGUUACUGGGAGCAGCAAAAUGGAUUCUUUCACUAUGUAGAUCCAAAAGAAUACAAAGAUGUUGAUGGAAAUUUGCAGCAAUCACAGAAACCACCACACAAGGGAAUAUACGAGGAGACUGUAAUUGACAAAAAGAUGGCUCUCGUUCGUCAGAAGUUCAUUGAAGCAAAACGGCUGUCUAUGGAUGAAAAACUCCGUCAGUCUAAGCAAUUCCAUGAUGCAUUAGAAGUUUUGAGCUCAAAUAAAGACUUGUUUCUUGAGUGUCUGCAAGAACCGGAUUCAUUUUUUUCCGAGCAUCUUUACGGUCGGGAAUCUGUUCCUCCUCCUCGAGAGACAAGGCGAAUCACUGUUCUUAGACCUUCAAAGAUGGCAGACGAUAGUGAUAUUUCUCGACCGGAGAAAAUAAAUGGAAAACAAAUAAAAAAGGGUUCCUUAUUUCAGCUGAAUGGGUUAGAUAAAAUCCAUCCAGGAAACUCUCCUCCUGCAAGUUCCCCUGAACCAACGCGUAUAGUUGUUCUAAAACCAACCACCCAUGGCAAACCACAUGCUGUUAAUGCUGUUGGUUCCCUUCUGUCAGAAUUACCAAAGAUACUGCACAGUGAAGAUUUUUUUGGGGAUGUGGAAGAUGAAGAGAAUCGACAAUCAAGAGAAAUGGCUAAAGCAAUCACACAACAAAUUCAUGAAAAACUCGGUAGGCACCGCAGAGAUGAAACCUUGAUUUCUUCUGUAUUCUCCAAUGGUUAUGUAGGUGACGAAAGUUCAUUUAAUAAAUCAGAAAUUGAUUAUGCAGAUGGUAAUUUCAGUGACUCGGAAGUCAUGUCCCCUGUAUCUAGGCACUCGUGGGAUUAUGUCAAUAGACUUGGUAGUCCUUACUCAUCAUCCUCGUUUACUCGGGCGUCGUAUUCUCCAGAGUCAUCAGUUUGCAGAGAAGCAAAGAAACGUCUCUCUGAAAGAUGGGCCAUGAUGGCAUCUAAUGGGAUUUGUCAAGAACAAAAACCGGUUCGGAGAAGCUCCAGCACAUUAGGCGAAAUGCUUGCUCUUUCUGAGACGAAGGAUGCCUCUCCUGAGGAGGAAGGAAGUUCUAGUAAAGAACCCAUGGAUUUAAAUUCUUUUUUAGUCAGUGAAUCGAGAGAAGAAGGAAAUGUGGAUUAUUCACCAAGAAAUCUAACGAGGUCAAAGUCUGUUCCUGUAUCUUCCAUCCAGAUUGAAAAUAGGCUUAAUGUCUCAGUUGCAGAUAAUGAAAAACCGGAAUCUCCCAAGGAGGAUGUAAAGGCAAGAAGUGUGAAAUUAUCAUUCACAGGUAAAGUUUCAAGUUUGUUUUUUUCAAGGAACAAAAAAACUGGCAAAGAUAAAUCUCUUGUAUUCGGAACCAAAGAUGAAUUUCACUCUGGUCCUGGAGAAAUUCACUGUGAUAGAAGUGAAAGUCUUGGUGAUAAAGGGUCGGACCAUGCUUCAUCAGGUCUGCUGGAGCCAUCAAGUAACUCAUCUUCCUCGAAUCUAAUUGGCGAGCUGGGCACGAUAUCUCCUGAGACUGGAUUUGCUGCGGCAAAACCUAUUGCAUCUGGAAACCCAGGUGAAAACCAGGAGCAGCCAAGUCCAAUAUCCGUCUUAGAUUCACCCUUCGGAGAGGAUGAACAUACAGAAAAACUGUUUCGACAUUGUAUCAAGCCGGUCCAACACGUAUCAGGAGUUGAUCCUCCACAUAAUUCUAUUGGAUCAAAUUUGAUCGACAAAUCACCACCCAUAGGAUCCAUAGCUCGCACCCUAUCAUGGGAUGAUUCAUGUAUAAACACCGCCACAUCACACCCGACAGAGGAAUCGCUAACCACCACCCAUGAUGAAACCAAUGAAAAUCAAGAAUGGUCCUUUUUUUUCAAGACAUUAUUAUCUGUGUCCGGUCUCGAGUGCGAGAUGCAAUCCACCUCUUUCCUGGCAAAAUGGCACUCACUCGAAAGCCCAUUAGACCCAUCACUAAGAGACAAGUACGUCGACUUACAAAACGAGAACAAACUGCACGAGGCCAAGCAAAGGCAGGGGAGAUCAAUUCAAAGGCUAGUGUUCGAUUGCGUAAAUUCAGCACUAAUCGAGAUUACAGGGUAUGGAUCAGAUUCAGGACAAAAACCUAUAGGGGACGAGGUUUGGGCUUUGAUGAACGCAUGGUUCUCGGAGGAUGUGGACGACUGUGGAGACGACACCUGUCUGAUGGUGGAGAGGGUGGUGAGGAAGGAGGUGGUGGGGAAGGGGUGGAAUCGUCAUUUUAGAUUGGAGAUAGAUAAUUUAGGCAAGGAAAUCGAAGGGAAGUUGCUGGAAGAGCUUGUGCAGGAAGCCUUGGUUGAAUUCGACUAGUGUUGGACGAUCGAUUUUUGAAAUUAACUUGUAUCCUUUUUAUUUAAUUCACAACUCUAUUUAUUCUUGUAACGUGUAUUUUUUUACUCGACAGUUGUCUCGUCGUCCCGUACGUAGUUUUUCAGCGAUGCAAAUCGUUGCAUCUUGUAUAUUACUUGUAUUUCUCAGAAAAAAACAUAAGAAUGGUAUCAACUUAAUCCAUGAAAUACAGAUAUGAUAAUCAUAGUAUCAUAGUAUUUAAAUAUAUCUGCUGCCCA
Messenger RNA from Erythranthe guttata (spotted monkey flower), 3804 nucleotides. RefSeq names its product methyl-coenzyme M reductase II subunit gamma, putative (DUF3741) (gene TRM20). Lineage: Eukaryota; Viridiplantae; Streptophyta; Magnoliopsida; Lamiales; Phrymaceae. The record is from RefSeq and is a predicted model, not a curated record.